This is a messenger RNA of Procambarus clarkii (red swamp crayfish), 1098 nucleotides long. Lineage: Eukaryota; Metazoa; Arthropoda; Malacostraca; Decapoda; Cambaridae. The record is from RefSeq and is a predicted model, not a curated record.
AUGAAGCGAGGGCUGUGCCGACAAGGACAAGUGGCUGGGAAUGCACCACCAGGGAAUGCACCACCAGAGAAUGCACCACCAGAGAAUGCACCAUCAGGGAAUGCACCACCAGAGAAUGCACCACCAGAGAAUGCACCACCAGAGAAUGCACCACCAGAGAAUGCACCAUCAGGGAAUGCACCACCAGAGAAUGCACCACCAGGGAAUGCACCACCAGAGAAUGCACCACCAAAGAAUGCACCACAAGGGAAUGCACCACCAGAGAAUGCACCACCAGAGAAUGCACCACCAGAGAAUGCACCACCAGAGAAUGCACCACCAGAGAAUGCACCACCAAUGAAUGCACCACCAGAGAAUGCACCACCAGAGAAUGCACCACCAGAGAAUGCACCAUCAGGGAAUGCACCACCAGGGAAUGCACCAUCAGGGAAUGCACCACCAGGGAAUGCACCAUCAGGGAAUGCACCACCAGAGAAUGCACCACCAGAGAAUGCACCAUCAGGGAAUGCACCACCAGGGAAUGCACCACCAGAGAAUGCACCACCAGAGAAUGCACCAUCAGGGAAUGCACCACCAGAGAAUGCACCACCAGAGAAUGCACCACCAGAGAAUGCACCACCAGAGAAUGCACCACCAGAGAAUGCACCAUCAGGGAAUGCACCACCAGAGAAUGCACCACCAGAGAAUGCACCACCAGAGAAUGCACCACCAGAGAAUGCACUAUCAGGGAAUGCACCACCAGAGAAUGCACCACCAGAGAAUGCACCACCAGAGAAUGCACCACCAGAGAAUGCACCACCAGAGAAUGCACCACCAGGGAAUGCACCACCAGAGGAUGCACCACCAGAGAAUGCACCAUCAGGGAAUGCACCACCAGGGAAUGCACCACCAGAGAAUGCACCACCAGAGAAUGCACCACCAGAGAAUGCACCACCAGAGAAUGCACCAUCAAGGAAUGCACCACCAGAGAAUGCACCACCAGAGAAUGCACCACCAGAGAAUGCACCAUCAAGGAAUGCACCACCAGAGAAUGCACCACCAGAGAUAGUAUAUUACUUAAAGAGAAGUUCAAGUAACUUCAGUAAUAAUUUGGACUGA